AUGAAUAAAUAAUAAUGUUGUUAGUAGUGCGAGAACGAUGAAAAUGUUUUAGUUUGUGUUAAGUGUACAUAAGGGUUGUGUGAAGAAUGUUUCAAAUAGUUCGGAGGGUAGGAUUUUGAAGCCUUGUGUCCUGUUUGCUAGAUGCUCAGUGUUUUCAGGUAAACUUAGGUGGAGAUCUGUGAGGCUUGUGCAGACAUUCAUGAGAGUGAGUAGGAGGAGAUGGAGUGUCUUUAUAAAUCAAUGAAUUUAAUGAAGGAGAAGAUGAAUUAACUAUUUUUAGUUGGAUAACAAAGGUUGAAGAGAGUAGAAUUAUUGAAAUAAUAAAUAUAAAUAAAUGAAAAUGAAAUUAAUAUGAUCAAAGCACAAACCUAGAUUUUAUGA
Molecule: messenger RNA, 381 nt
Organism: Paramecium octaurelia
Lineage: Eukaryota; Ciliophora; Oligohymenophorea; Peniculida; Parameciidae
Source: the annotation of a GenBank genome assembly